AUGGCGCCUUCGAUUCGCGGGGUGUCUCUGUUCAUCCAGGAUGUGCGGAGUUCGCCUUCUUCGAGCCGCGAGCAAGCGCGCGUUCUGCAGGAGCUGGCGAAGAUCCGCCAGCGCUUCGCGCAUCCGAAGAAGCCGCUGACAGGGUACGAGAAGAAGAAAUGUCUCACCAAGCUGCUGUACAUACACCUGCUGGGCUACCCCGUGGACAUUGGCCACGCGGAGGCAAUUUCUCUCUUGUCUUCGCCGCACUACUCGGAGCGCGCGGCCGCUUACCUCUUUUGCUCGCUUCUCCUCGUCGACUCGUACACUGCGGGCCGCGAUCUCCCUGAACUGCGGGGUCUCUGUUGCUCCUCGAUCAAAAAAGAUCUUUCUCUCCAGCACGAAGACUUUGCCGCCCUCGCUCUCGACUGCGCUAGCUACAUCUCUGACGCAGAUGCUGCAGCGGAGCUCUUCCCCCAGAUGCAGGCGAUUGCGAAUCCGUCUUCCUCGGCGUCAGCGUUGAUUCGGCAGAAGGCGUACAGCUGCAUGUUGGUGUUUUUUCGGCUGCGUCCUUCUCUGCUGCCGUGCGACGUGUGGGCGUCGCGUUUGGGUCAGGCGUUGCUGUUUGAGCAGGAUCUGUCUUGUCUCCUGUCGCUGGUGAACUUGAUUUUCUACGCCGUCCUCCGCACGAAGCAAUUGCACCGCUGGCAGCAGCAGCUGCAACUCUCUGCGAUUAACAUCCUCGCGAGAAUCCUCUCGAAAGAUGUCCCCGAACCCUUCUUCUACCACGGCACGCCUGCGCCGUGGCUAGCUGUCAGACUCCUCCAGCUUCUCCAACGCUUCCAGGUGAACGGGAAGGGUGCGCGCGGAGAGCAAGGCGAAGCCGUCGCUCUCUCCCUCAACGAAAUCGUCAAGACCGUCUUCACGCAAGUCGCCGCUGCAACUGAGGAAGAGCGACAGACGUCGGGGGGGAAGGGAGACCACGGAGCAUCUGGAGAAGCCGGCGCGCCGCCGCAGAGAGGCAUCAGCUUCUUAGGAAGAAAGCCGAAAGCCUUGAAUGCCGCCUCAGUGUCGCCCUCGAUCAUCCAGCAUGCAGUGCUCUACGAGGCAAUCAGCCUUUCUGCCCAUCUUCAGGCAGAUGCAAACAAGGAUUUGCGACAGUCCGCUGCUGCACUCCUCUGCUCCUUCGUUGAGGAAGGCGAUCCCAACUUCCGAUACAAGAGUCUCUCUCUGGUGGCCGCGAUGGCUGCAGACCCCGACAUUCAACCUGAACUGAAGGGGGCGGUUCCGGCGAUUCUCCGACUGCUGGGAGAAGAAGACAUUUCGCUCAGAAGACAGGCAAUCGGCCUUCUCUUCGCCCUCACUGGGCCUGACAACUGGAGCGAGAUCGUCUUGACUCUCUUGGAGAGCCUUCAGCGAGACGCGGAAACCCUCCAGGACGACAUCACCGCCCACAUUGCCGUGCUCGUCGAGACGUAUGCGCCGGAUCCUACAUGGCUCGUCGACGUCACCUUCCAGAUGCUGCAGCGAGCGCCGCAGCACGUGCGGGAUGAAACCUGGGUGCACUUGAUUCAAGUGGUGUCGGGCAGCACUCUCGCCGACUCGGCGGACGCCUCGAAAGACGGAGACAAACGCACAGGAAAAAAAGAAAAAGCGCCUUCCGUGGGUCAACCGGACGGCGCGCUGCAGCGUUACGCCGCGGGCCGUGCUGCAGAGUUUGUCGAAGAUGCUUUCCUCAACGAGACGCUUCUCAGGCUGUGCGCGUACCUUCUGGGGCAGUUUGGGCAUUUGAUAAAGGCGCGCGUUUCAGGUCGGCGGCAGAUCGAGGCGUUGUUGUUCCAUUUCCGGCGGUUUGCCUCGGCGUCGACGUUCCUCACUCCCGGAAACUUCCCGCCCUUCACCUUCAUUCCGCUGAGCGACGAGCCUCCCGUCGCGUCCUGUUGCUAUCUCCUCCCCCUGCUACUCUUUGCGCUCGUGAAACUCGCUCACACCUUCCCGAUGGAUGCAGCCCCAGUGCUUCAGCUGCUGCAGGAACUCCACGACAGCCGAGACUUGGAGUUGCAAACGAGGGCCGUCGAGUUGUCUGCCCUGUUGCAACUGCCCGAUCGGCAGUUUGUGACGCAGACGCUCGCGCUGCUGCCGCCCUUUCGCCGCUGCCAACUGCUGGCUCGGCCUUCUCCGCCUCGAGCCUUUGCGGGGCCCGGAGGCGGCAGGACGACGAGGGUCGGCGCGAACCGCGAGGCGGAAGAGCGCCUGGCUGUGCACCUGCGAGUCGCGCCGCCGCCAACGCGAGAGGCGUUCGCUGCUGCCUUCUCCCCUCGGCCCACGCGAGAGGCCCGGGGAAGGCGAGGCUUCUCGCCUUCGCCGCCACGCGAGAGUGUCGGCGAGAGCACUCCGAGUCGCGAAAGCAGUUCCAGUUCAGUGAGCUUGGAGAGUUCUGCGAGCGAUCGCGGCAGGGAGGACGACGCCAGCGAAGAAGAGCCAGUGGGGAGGCGACGCCAGAGCGCGCGAGGUGGGCGAGAAGACAGAGACCGAAGAAGCCCCUCGAGGGCGUCCAGCGAAGCUUCUCGUGGAUCUUCGCGGUCUUCUGAGUCAGAAGAGGACGACCGGGGCAGCGGCCGCAGCAGCCGCAGCAGCCGCAGCAGCGACCAGAGAAGAGAAGAGGAAGCGGAGGCGGCGAGACUGGCGCAAGAGAAACUGCUCGACCUGUUGAAGAGUCAACCGCUGCCACAGAGCCUCAAUUCAGAAGACCAGAAUCGCGAGUUGUGGAAGCGCACGGGAGGCGUGGCAAACAGGCCGGAGAUGUUGCUGAAAGACGAGGGGUUUCGUCGAUCGGGAGAAACCAGCUGGGCAGAAGGCGGAAGUGGAAACGAGUUGGUGAAUAUUCUGCCGCUCCAGCAGGCAGUUCAGAGAAUUCGCGUGAGGUGUCUGCAGCCCUUCAGCACGCCGCCCAAACUCCCCUUUCUCCUUUUCGUCUCGGCCGCUGGUGGCAUGACGCAGUCCCCGCAGCAAAUCCAACUCCCUCUCACGCUCCCGCUCAUUAUGGCGAAUUUCGUGGUGCCCGCAACGGCAGUGAACGAGGGCUCGGUGUUUCUGCGCUACUGGAAGCAUCUUGCUCCGCGGGAAGAAGGGAGAGAAGGGGAGAGCAAGGAAAAGGUGGUGAUCGGGCCGCUCGCGUUGCCACCGCACCAGGUUCCUCUCUUCUUGAGCGCCGGGUUCAAGUUCCACGUGAUCAAGGUUGGGCGCAAUCUCUGCGGCAGCGGGACGUUCCACACAGGUACUCCCGCAGCCGGCUCGACCAACGGCGCGGGCCCCCGCUUCGUCUGCGCGUCUGCCAUGUGCACCAUCGAGUUAAAUCCGAAUGCGGAACCUUUGCUGGCGCGGAUAACAGUGCGUGCGGCGCAUCCUCGCGUGUCGCAGUACUUGGCUGGCCUUCUCGGGUUCUACUUGCUCCACUCAUCGGCGCCCUCCCCCCGCGCGCUCCCCUGUGCCCCGGAGUUCGCGCCGCUGCAGUCCCCUUCGUCGCCUUUUAUGAUUGGGCCAGCCGGCGGCGAGAGCUCGGGCAAUCCGCUGGCGCCCGCCUCGGGCCCUAUGUCGGCGAUGCUCGGCAGUCACCCCGGCGUGAAUCUGAGUGCGGCACAGAGUCCGAGUAUGGCCGCUCCUCUGUUCCCGUCUGUCACUGCGGGGUCACCUGGCCUGCCUGCACAGAACUUCUUCAACAGACUCGCCAACUGA
Messenger RNA from Neospora caninum, 3714 nucleotides. RefSeq lists its product as hypothetical. The transcript has 13 exons. Gene Ontology annotation, biological process: intracellular protein transport; clathrin-dependent endocytosis. Bases 1 to 3714 code for a protein of 1237 amino acids. Gene Ontology annotation, cellular component: AP-2 adaptor complex; membrane coat. Gene Ontology annotation, molecular function: clathrin-cargo adaptor activity. The record is from RefSeq and is a predicted model, not a curated record. Lineage: Eukaryota; Apicomplexa; Conoidasida; Eucoccidiorida; Sarcocystidae.